UACAGUGACAAAUUGUGAUUUUUUUAUCGUAUGAAAUUUGUCUUUUCCAACAAAUCUGUUAUGAUUUGAUAUACAAAAACGAGAGGUGUAUAUGAAUAUGGUAAAGGAGACAUUUCAUGUGAUUCCUUCCAUUUUUGUACAAAUAAAGGAAGCGUUUUGACAAUUCUUAGGAAGGGGAUCUGAAACAGUAUCUGCAUCGCCACUUUCCCAAACAAAAGGUUUCUCUCUCUCUCUCUCUCAUCGAUCAACAAUAGAGAGAGAGUGUGAUUUCUUUCUGCACUACCAAAGGUGUCCCACCCUCCACUUCUGAAAAAAAAAAGACCCAACCUUAGAUCUGGUCCUAAAGCGCAAACUAAACAAUACCCUGUUUUAGAUUCAGUCUGUUUUUGUUGUUGUUUGGUCUUCAGAAUCUCUUUCUCUGUUUGUUUUUACCAUCUUCGCCUCUCUCUCUCCCGUCUCGUCGUUUCUUUUUUUCAGAAUCCGGCAUUUAACAUCUGGGUUCGGACGCCGCAUGCAAUUUCCAUGAUCCUUUCGGAUUGUCACGUCCUGAUAUAGCCAUUAAUUCACUUCUUCCCAGUUCCCGUUGUGCGUGGAAAUCGCAUUCGUGGUCUAAGGUUUCGAUUAGGUAUCUGGGAUUGUAAGCACGGACCUGUGAUUUUUCAUGGUAAUGGGUUCUCUGCGAGGCACUGGGGAAGAACCUAAAUCUCAGACAUUGCCAAGGCAAGGCUCUCUCUAUAGCUUAACGCUCGACGAGGUUCAAACCCACUUGGGCGAAUCGGGGAGACCUCUGGGAAGCAUGAACCUCGAUGAACUGCUUAAGAGUGUCUGGUCUGCCGAAGCUAAUCAAUCAUCAUCGGCCAUGCCCGUCAAUGGUGCAGGACAUGGCCUUUCUCGUCAGGGAAGCUUGACUUUGCCCGGUGAACUCAGCAAGAAGACUGUUGACGAGGUCUGGAGAGAGAUUCAGCAGAACAAGAAUGGAGGCAGUGCCCACGAGAGGAAAGAUAAGCAGCCGACACUCGGUGAAAUGACUCUUGAGGACUUGUUGUUGAAGGCCGGGGUGGUGACAGAGACAAUCCCUGGUUCAGACAGUGGCGGUAAUGGUUUAGGGCAAAACAUUCCUCAACAGGGCCCUUGGGUGCAAUAUCAUCAGCUCCCGUCAAUGCCACAGCCUCAAGCAUUUAUGCCAUACCCAGUUUCUGAAAUGCAAGCCAUGGUGUCACCAUUGAUGGGUGGUUUAUCAGAUACACAAGCACCUGGUCGGAAGAGGGUGGCCUCCGGAGACGUUGCAGAGAAGACCGUAGAGAGGAGGCAGAAGAGAAUGAUCAAGAACAGAGAAUCUGCCGCACGUUCACGAGCUAGGAAGCAGGCUUACACGCAUGAGCUAGAGAUAAAGAUUUCGCGGUUAGAGGAAGAAAAUGAGAGGUUAAGGAGAGAAAAGGAGGUGGAGAAGGUCCUUCCAACUGCACCGCCUCCCGACCCAAAGCGGCAGCUGCGGCGGACAAGCUCCGCCUCUUUCUGAUCUCUUCUCUCUUCUCAGUGUCAGUUCAUAUGCCCUAGCAAAUGUUCAUGUUUCAGACACAUGACCGUUAAAGAGUUGCUGCUGGUGCUGGUUGUCGUCAAGCCAUUGAGAAGAAAAAAAAUCUUUCUCUGUACAUUUCGCGCAAGACUUUCUCAUUGAACUCAGCUACAUUCUGCUUUGUUAAUGUCGUGAAACUUUCUGGGUUUUUUUUUCUCUCACUGUUGAUCAUUAACAAUGAAAUCUUCACCGACAGCCAAGUAAGUUGGCUACUUGGUGGUGGAUCAGACCCUUGUUGGAUAUC
Tarenaya hassleriana is the source of this 1820-nucleotide messenger RNA. Its product is annotated as ABSCISIC ACID-INSENSITIVE 5-like protein 2. The record is from RefSeq and is a predicted model, not a curated record. Gene Ontology annotation, cellular component: nucleus. Gene Ontology annotation, biological process: positive regulation of DNA-templated transcription. The transcript has 4 exons. Gene Ontology annotation, molecular function: DNA-binding transcription factor activity. Bases 662 to 1519 code for a protein of 285 amino acids. NCBI's taxonomy places the organism in Eukaryota, Viridiplantae, Streptophyta, Magnoliopsida, Brassicales, Cleomaceae.